Molecule: messenger RNA, 3450 nt
Organism: Echinops telfairi (small Madagascar hedgehog)
Lineage: Eukaryota; Metazoa; Chordata; Mammalia; Afrosoricida; Tenrecidae
Gene: LBR
Product: lamin B receptor
Exons: 13
Coding region: 17-1867 (616 amino acids)
Biological process (GO): sterol biosynthetic process
Cellular component (GO): nuclear inner membrane
Molecular function (GO): oxidoreductase activity, acting on the CH-CH group of donors, NAD or NADP as acceptor
Source: RefSeq, a predicted model, not a curated record
AGAUCAGUUUUAGAAAAUGCCGAGGAAAUUUGCUGAUGGUGAAGUGGUGCGAGGCCGGUGGCCUGGGAGUUCACUGUAUUAUGAAGUAGAAAUUAUGAGCCAUGACAGCAGCUCUCAGCUGUACACCGUGAAGUACAAAGAUGGGACAGAACUGGAGUUGAAAGAGAAUGACAUCAAGCCUUUAACUUCCUUCAGGCAAAGGAAAAGUGGCUCUUCCUCCAGCUCGCCUGCUCGCCGCCGAGGGAGUCGGUCCCGGUCACGCUCCCGGUCCCCAGGCCGGCCACCCAGGAGUUCCCGCCGCUCUGUCUCUGCUUCCCACCAGGCCGACCUGAAGGAAACCAGGAAGGACAUCCUUGAAGUGAAGCUGACUCCCCUGAAGUCCUUUGGAAACAGCAUCAGCAGGUCCAAUGGGGAGCCCGAGCGUGUGGAGCGCGUAGAGCGGAAUGACAUACCUCACAAAAGCUUGCAGGAAAAGUUCCAUUUAUCACAAGAAAGCAGUUACGUAUCUACACAGUAUAGCCUUCGCCCAAGAAGAGAAGAGAUCAAAUUUAAAGAAAUAGAGUCUAAAGAAGAAGAGGUUGUUAAGAAAGGACCGGCAUCUUCGAGAACCUUUGAUGUGACAGCCACGCAGACGAGGGAUCUAGAGUUUGGAGGCGUCCCAGGUGCUUGCCUCCUCAUGCUGGGCCUGCCAGCCUUCCUCAUCCUACUGCUGUUGAUGUGUGAGCAGAAAGACCCCAGCCUGCUCAAUUUCCCUUCUCUGCCAGCUUGGCACAACUUAUGGGAGACCAGAGUGUUUGGGGCCUACCUUCUCUGGUUUUUCUUUCAAGCUCUACUCUACCUGCUGCCAAUAGGAAAGGUUGUAGAAGGCACACCUCUCAUUGAUGGAAGAAGACUUAAGUACAGAAUUAAUGGAUUCUAUGCUUUCAUCCUAACGUCUGUGGUCGUGGGAGCCGCUUUCUUCUGGGGCGUGAAGCUUGGUGACGUGUACGACCAUUUCCUUCAGUUGGCGCUGGGGGCGAUUGUCUUUGCAGGGGUCCUGAGUGUGUAUCUCUAUGCCCGCUCUCUGAAGGCGCCCAGGAACGAACUGUCACCUGCCAGCUCUGGCAAGGCCGUCUAUGACUUCUUCAUUGGCCGUGAAUUAAAUCCUCGAAUUGGAGCCUUUGAUCUCAAGUACUUCUGUGAGUUGCGCCCUGGACUGAUUGGAUGGGUGCUGAUUAAUGUGGUGAUGCUUUUGGCUGAGAUGAAGUUACAGAAACGUGCUGCUCCCUCCUUAGCAAUGAUUUUGGUUAACAGUUUCCAGUUCCUGUAUGUGGUGGAUGCUCUUUGGUUUGAGGAAGCGGUAUUGACAACCAUGGACAUUAUCCAUGAUGGAUUCGGCUUCAUGCUGGCUUUUGGAGACUUGGUGUGGGUUCCGUUUAUCUACAGCUUCCAAGCCUUUUACUUAGUCAGUCAUCCAAAUGAAGUGUCGUGGCCAGUGGCUUCUGUCAUCGUGGCUCUGAAACUUUGUGGAUAUGUAAUUUUCCGAUGUGCAAAUUCUCAGAAAAACGCAUUCCGAAAAAAUCCCAAGGAUCCAAGGCUUGCACAUUUAAAAACUAUUCACACGUCAACGGGAAAAGAUCUUCUAGUCUCUGGUUGGUGGGGCUUCGUUCGCCACCCCAAUUACUUGGGCGACCUCAUCAUGGCCCUGGCCUGGUCUCUCCCAUGUGGUUUUAAUCACAUUUUGCCAUAUUUCUACGUGAUUUACUUCACCAUGUUACUCAUCCACCGAGAGGCUCGAGAUGAGCACCACUGUAAGAAGAAGUACGGCGUGGCCUGGGAAAAGUACUGUCAGCGGGUGCCCUACCGUAUCCUCCCCUACGUUUACUGAUGUGUGCCCAGCGUCUUCUAGAACUGCCUCUGAGGCCCCAGCUACCAUUUGCAAAAACAAACAGAAGAAACCAAUCUCAGAUGAACUUUGUUUCAUUGCACUGACAGAAUCUGCACGCUUUCUUUGAAUCUGGGGUGGGGGACAGAGAGCCAGGUAAUAAUUAAGUAUUUACUUUAGUGAUGAUAACUUUUAUGAUAACAAUGACCAUUGAGGAAAGUUUUAUCUUAGUAGGGAAUUUUCAGUGCCCCAAAUUCUGAAACCAGAAGAUAGUUUAGUUGUCUUACAAAUGAACUGAAUUAGAUUUGGUUUUUCUUAAAGGAAGAAACACUGUUAGAUAUUAUAAAAAUGAAUUUACAUUUUUAUUUCAGUAAGAGAGUAGAAUUGUAUUUUCUUUCCUCUUUAAUUAGAUAAUUUAAAAGUGAAAACUGGCCCUUUGUUAAAUACUAGCUGUGAAGAGGGACGAGAGGUUUAAUGGAGACCAUUUGUAGCAGUUGAUUUAACCUCAGCUUCUAAAAUUGCUUUUAAAAAUGUAAAUACACAGUUUACUUUUAUGUAAUAUAUAGUAACUUCUGAUUUUUCUGUACAGUAUUUUUAAAUGUGAGAUAAUUGUUUCUUGUAACAAAAACAUUUGCAGUAUUUUAAGUUUUGUAAAGUAACAGUUUUGAGUUAAAAUUUUUGGAACAAUUAGAAUUCAUUUAAUAGUAUUGUAUAGAAGAUGCUAUUAAAACAUAGAUUUUUCUUAAUCCAAAGUUGGUGAAUUUGGCUUUGCUACCUCAAUUGCAGGUGUUUGUUUGCCUUUAUAAACUAUUGCAAAUAAAAAAAAUAAAUAUAUAUUUUUGGAGCAGCAUCACUAUUUAAACAUUUUUUACACAUAAUGGGGUUUGAAAAUCUGCCAUUUCAGGCUAAUAUUUUUGUAUGCCUUUGACUUUUUAAAUGAAACAUGUUUUUGCUACUGUUUAGUUCAUGCAGUUCAUACUGUAUUUUGUAUAUCCUUUAUAUUUACAAACCUCUUUUUGUAAAGGAGUGUUGUAUUCAGCUUUAAUAAUCUGUUCAUCUAAAAAUGACCAAGGGAAUAAAAUACUUUCUUUUAGUUCGACAGCUGUGCAUUUAAGGUAGUUUUAGCUAGUAAGGUCUAGUUAUUGUUAAUUGUAAAUUUUGUAUUAAAUGUGAUAUUGUUUUCAGUUUUUUAAACAUUGGGGAUAAAAUAGUGUAUGUUUGGGUUUGAAUGAGCCACUUAGAGACACAGCAGUGUUUAUCCUGCUGUGAUCGGAAGACUGUACCGCAGCUCGUGCUACUGUGAUCAUGAAGUUGGUUUGCGCAGUCGAUCUGUAGCCUCAGCUUUUCAGCAGCCUGUCUGGGUGACGUUGCCAGUGUUUUGUCUGCACGGGUGUCCUGGCGUCACAAAGCACUCCAUUCACCAAGGAAGCCCCGGGAAAGGAAUGAUGUUCCUUUUCCUCUCAGCCACCUACAAUUUGUGGAUGGUGUUGGCUACCAUUUUGUUUUUAAUUGUGUUUGGACAUGUUUAUUUGAAACGUAGUUUUAUAAUGAAGCUUGGAGUUUGAAAUAAAGCAACAAUAAAAAGA